CGCGGAGCGGCGCAGAGUGGUUCCCAAGGGAGGCGUGGAAGGGCGCAAAUAUCACUCGUUCCCGUUUCGGGGUGGUUUGGUGCUUUUGCGAGCCAGGAGUUGCUGUGCUCCCUUGAAAAAAAAAUGUAGCCAGGCGUUUCAAGUUUUCUGUUCUGGCCAGCGAAUAGCCCAUUAUGUUCCAUAGCAUUUCCUUGGAGCUGGACAUACAAUCUUAUUCGUUGGGUUCGGUAUAAUUUGGGAAGUUGUAUUCUUAUUUUCUGGCAUAAUGUUGUAGUUCUUUUGGUGAUUCAGAGAAAUAGGCAGACCAUUAAUGUGUACAAAAAUCGGGCUUUUUUUUUGACUUCUGAAGUAAUUUCAAUCUGUUGAAUUCUUCCAGAUUUUUACACUAGUUUUUGCUGUUGCACAUUAGGAACAAGAACAUGACAAUCAGCAGCUUUUUAUCCUUAGCUUGUGUAGUGAAUGCAACACUUGAGUGGUUUCAGAUUUUGUCUCGCAUGUUAUCUCAGUCGGUAUUGAUGUGAGGGUAUUAUUUCUUAGGUUGUAACAACACAGCUCAGUGCUUUCCUAAAGCCUUGCUGGUCGUGCAGUAACGGCUACUCAUAUUAACUAUUUACAUCUGUGUGGAUGCUUAAAACCCUUCACUGACUUACUCUGUGCAGUCUUGAUAUUUCUCCAGUCUUAUGAGGGCAGAAAGGUUGUACUUACAAAUUUACACAAUGUGCUUCCUCCCUGUAUGUUUUCAUCAUGGGGUUCAGGGGGGUUUUGUUUCGGAGAUUUUUUUUUUUGUGGGUUUUUUGGUUGUUUUUUUUCUUUUUUAACAUAGAGAAAGGUCAUCCAAGACUGUAAAUUGUUUACAGCUAUAAAGGUUAAUUGCCCUGUUGCAAGGAUUAAACUGACUGGACUGUACAAGGACCAGCCAGUCAGAGAUAACUUAAUAGGUAUUAAUAUUGUGGGAUAUAAGCUCUUAUCCAUGAAUAAACCUUAAAAUAAGUAUCUCAUCUAAUUGAAGGAACAUUUCCAGAGAAAACAAUUGCCUUUAGAGGAUGAUGGUUGCCUGCCUAACUUUUGUGCUCUUGAAAAUUUCCAUUCAAAUAUAUGGAGAAAUAGAAAUAUCCAGCCUAUUAACUUUCCUAAAUUAUGAUUUAUUUAAGCAACAGCUUUAAGUGAAAAAAUUAUGUUAAGUAUAAGAUGUUAAGCAUGUUAAAUUAGCACAGGUUUUCUGGUGCCUCUAACUCAGCUAAAUGCUAACUGCAAUCAUUUGACUCUUACAGUAAAUAUUUGAAUCUACCUUGGAUCCUGCCACAAAACUGCAGUUUCUAUUGCCUUGAGCAGCCUAGCCUCCAGCCUCAAGCAUUCCAGUGAAACUACAGGAGACCUGGGCAAGGCCACACAGAGCUCCCACAGGUGUAGCUGAGCGCAGUCAGGAAUGUGCCAUGUCCAGACCAGCAUUACAGAACGGGGACCUCGUUUGCUUGACUGGUAGAUGCAGGAGGUGAAAGUGAUCCAACGUUUGGAGCUGACAGCUAGAAAACCUCCAGCAGACAUUUUUGGUGCCCUAGGUGUCCAGCCAGGGUUUGAAGAGAUCAUGUUGUGACUUCUUCCAGUGCUCCUUCCUCAUGGAAACGAGGACACGUGGUAGGGAAGAGUUUGUCUGUCACCUGAGUUAGAGGGCAGCCGUAGCACAGAAGGAACAGAGCUGGACUGUAAAAUGGAUUUAGAAUUCAAAGACCGUACCAACAGCACACAUACCAAGAACACCUCUGCUGCAACAAAGAAUUUUUCUGCCUGGGAAGACUAUAAGAGUAGUGUUGAUGACAUGCAGUACUUUCUCAUUGGGCUGUACACACUUAUAAGUCUGGCUGGCUUUGUGGGAAAUCUACUUAUACUAAUGGCCCUACUAAAGUGCAAGCAGAAGACAGUAAUAAACAUUCUCAUUGGAAACUUGGCCUUUUCUGACAUCUUGGUUGUGCUGUUUUGUUCACCUUUCACGCUGACAUCCGUCCUGCUUGACCAAUGGAUGUUUGGCACUGUCAUGUGCCAUGUAAUGCCCUUCCUCCAGUGUGCCUCAGUCCUAGUUUCAACUUUGAUGUUAAUAUCUAUUGCUGCAGUCAGGUACCGUAUGAUAAAGUAUCCCCUCUCCAGCAAUCUCACAGCAAAGCAAGGCUAUUUCUUAAUAGUGAUCGUUUGGGCCUUUGGCUUCACAAUUUGCUCCCCUCUGCCAGUUUUCCAUAAAACCGUGGACCUCAGCAAAACUCUGAAUUUGGAGGGACUGGAGAACAGGCUGCUGUGCAUCGAGUCCUGGCCCUCUGAUUCCUACAGGAUCGCCUUCACGAUAGUCUUGCUGUUCAUGCAGUACAUCCUGCCGCUGGCGUGCCUCACCGCCAGCCACACCAGCGUCUGCAGGAGCAUAGGUGCUAGGCUGUCAAACAAGGAAAACAAGUUUGAAGAAAAGGAGAUGAUAAACCUAACUCUUCAUCCCUCUAAGAGUGCUGGCACACAGGUUCAACCCUCCAGAUAUUCCAGGUGGAGCUGUGCCUUUGGCAGAAGGCACCACAGAAGAUACAGUAGAAAGACUUCAAGUGUGAUGCCAGCUAUUUCAAGGCAUCAUCAGGAUACUCAUUCCAGAGAUCACCCAGAAACCUCUGACACAGAAAAAAGCCAGCUCUUUUCCUCCAGUAAAUUCAUCCCUGGGAUCCCUAUCUGUUUUGAAAUGAAACCAGAAGAAAACACAGAGAUCCAGAACAUGAUUACAGUAUCCCAGUCCAUCAUAAGAAUUAAGACAAGAUCGAGGAGGGUUUUUUGCAGACUGACAGUGCUAAUACUAGUUUUUGGCUUCAGUUGGAUGCCUCUUCACCUUUUCCACAUUGUCACAGAUUUUAAUGCCACUCUCAUUUCCAACAGGCACUUUAAAUUAGUAUAUUGCAUAUGCCAUUUGUUGGGUAUGAUGUCCUGCUGCUUGAAUCCCAUCCUCUAUGGGUUUCUUAACAACAGCAUAAAAGCUGAUUUAAUGUCCCUUAUUCCGUGCUGCCAAAUACCAUGAUUUUAUGUGCCCCAAGAUAAAGUAAAACAAACAAGUAUGGCUUUCAAGCCUAGUGGUGUGUAUAGCUGUAAAAGCUCAAUUAGUUUAGUUUAGUUAGUGUGAGUUGGUUGUGAUUGGUAGCAUUUUUUUGUGGAUGGAUAGUUCUAUGGCUGCAUGUAUUUCUUGCAUUGGGCAGAAAUAUAUGCAUAUGUUAUAAUAUUCUUUUAUCUGUUACAUGUAGGAAAUCAUGCUCAGUGUACAAAACCACAACACCAUUUUCAUUACCCAAAUUGUCGGCAACCUGUACUUUGGAAUUAUACGGAAUAUAUAAUGAGUAAUAAAUGUGAGACAGACUGCUUAGACAUGUCAGUAUUAACUGUCAUAAAACUACAAUAAAAUACAUAUAAUUUACUAAAUAAUUAUUGUUGAGAUUAUUUCAGUGCCAGCUUUGACUGUUUUCUAAUAUAAUUAAAUCUCUCUGGAUGUUAUUAGGAAAAUAUUUUUCCUUAGUUCUUUGACUCAUAGUUUGCAAUAUCUUUGCAAGAUACUUUGCUGCUUAUUCCUUGGUUGCCUUAUUCCCUGAAAUGGGUUUGAGGGUCAUUGUUCUUGCCUUGAUUGUUUCCAUCCCACUGUACUUAU
This is a messenger RNA of Melospiza georgiana, 3658 nucleotides long. It is a transcript of the gene NPY5R, whose product is annotated as neuropeptide Y receptor Y5. Gene Ontology annotation, biological process: G protein-coupled receptor signaling pathway. NCBI's taxonomy places the organism in Eukaryota, Metazoa, Chordata, Aves, Passeriformes, Passerellidae. The record is from RefSeq and is a predicted model, not a curated record. Bases 1709 to 3040 code for a protein of 443 amino acids. The transcript has 3 exons. Gene Ontology annotation, cellular component: neuron projection; plasma membrane. Gene Ontology annotation, molecular function: neuropeptide binding; neuropeptide Y receptor activity.